ACCGGCAGGCGGGGCGGGCUCAGGGCUCAGAGCUGUUCAGCAGCCACAGCAGGUGGGUCGGAGUCCUGCGGAAACAGACUCAGGCCCCAGAGGAGGUACCUGGGGACAAGGUGCUAGCAGCUGGCUUGGUGCUCUUCUCAGCUGCCACAAUGGCCUCAGGGCUGGCGCGCUUCUGUCAGAAGCUGAAACGGCGGAAGCCGCUGGAGGAGGCCACCAUGGAGACGUUGCUACAGCGCUGCCUGUCCACGCUGGACCUGACCAUGCUGGGAGUGGGGGCCAUGGUGGGCUCGGGCCUCUAUGUGCUCACCGGCACUGUGGCCAAGGAGAUAAGCGGCCCUGCUGUGAUCGUGUCCUUUGGUGUGGCUGCCGUGGUCUCCCUGAUGGCAGCCCUGUGCUACGCAGAAUUCGGGGCCCGCGUGCCCCGCACAGGCUCAGCCUACCUGUUCACCUAUGUGUCCAUGGGUGAGCUGUGGGCCUUCCUCAUCGGCUGGGACUUGGUGCUUGAGUAUCUCAUUGGUGGCGCUGCGGUGGCCCGUGCCUGGAGUGGCUACCUGGAUGCCAUGUUCAACCACCGCAUCCGCAACUUCACCGAGGCCCAUGUGGGCGUCUGGCAGGUGCCCUUCCUGGCCGGGUAUCCAGACUUCUUGGCUGCUGGCAUCCUGCUCUUGGUCUCCAUCUUUGUCUCCUGUGGAGCCCGCAUCUCCUCCUGGCUCAACCACACCUUAUCUGCCAUCAACAUGACCGUCAUCCUCUUCACCAUCAUCCUGGGAUUCAUCCUGGCCCGCCCGCAAAACUGGGGCAAGCAGGAGGGUGGCUUUGCACCCUUUGGCUUCUCUGGCAUCUUGGCCGGCACUGCAACCUGCUUCUAUGCCUUCGUGGGCUUCGAUGUCAUCGCUGCCUCCAGCGAGGAGGCCCGGAACCCGAAGCGAGCCGUGCCUGUGGCCAUCACUGUCUCGCUGGGCCUGGCAGCCAGUGCCUACAUCCUGGUCUCCACUGUGCUCACCCUCAUGGUGCCCUGGCACCACUUGGCCCCUGACUCGGCACUUGCCGACGCCUUCUACGAGCGGGGCUAUGGCUGGGCUGGCUACAUCGUGGCGAUUGGUUCCAUCUGCUCCAUGAACACGGUCCUGCUCGGUAUCCUCUUUUCCCUGCCACGCAUCAUCUACGCCAUGGCUACAGAUGGGCUCUUCUUCCAGGCGUUUGCCUACGUGCACCCCAGGACACAGGUGCCUGUAGUGGGCAUCAUGGUGUUCGGGGCCCUCACAGCUUUUGUGGCACUGCUGCUGGACCUCGAAGCACUGGUCCAGUUCCUGUCCAUUGGCACCCUACUGGCCUACACCUUCGUGGCCAUCAGCGUCAUCGUGCUCCGCUUCCAGAAAGCCCCUGCAUCCAGUCCCACCAGCCCAGAAAGCUCUGUCCCUGCGGCCAAGGAGUACAACUCCUUCUCAGACCACAUAGAGCUGGUGGGCACUGAGCAGGGCCCAGCCCCUGAGCCUGGGCAGCUGCGGCCAGCCCUGAGGCCCUACCUGGGCUGCCUGGAUAGGUGCUGCCCUGGGACAGCCGUGGCUUGGGCAAUCGGGGUCCUGGUGGUCUCGGGCGCCAUCCUGGCCUGCACACUGACCAUCGGGAACUCAGUCCUGAAGCUCCCUCACUGGGGCUCUGUCCUGCUGCUCCUGCUCAGCGGCGGCAUGUUUCUGCUCAGUCUUAUUGUCCUGGGGGCCUACCAGCAGCAACGCCAGCAGGACAUCUUCCAGAUCCCCAUGGUGCCACUGAUUCCAGCAGUGAGCAUCUUCCUCAACAUCUGCCUCAUGCUGAAGCUGAGCAUCCUGACCUGGUUGCGCUUCUUCAUCUGGCUGGUGAUCGGACUUACAGUGUAUUUCGGGUACGGCAUGCGGCACAGCAAGGAGAACCAGCGGGAGCUGCCAGGGCUGACCAUCACACGCUAUGUGGUCUACCCCAGCGGCAGCUCACUGGAGGAGACAGUGCAGGCUGUGCAGCCCCCCAGCCAGGCACCAGCCCAGGAGUCUGGCCACUUGGAGCAGCCCUCCAGUCCAUGAGGACUGCUGGGGGCCUGCCCUCCACCUUGGGAGGCCCGCCUUCUGUCCAGGCCAGCUCUGGUUCAGGUCUGCUCACACCAGGGGGUCCUUGGGGCUGCAGUGGGGGUGGCCAGCACUGGUGUGGUAGACUCUUUGCCUGGUGCCUUCCAGUUCACGACCCACUCCAGCAGCCUGGGCAGGUGGGGUGGGGUUGGGGGGUAGAUGAGGCCCCAGCCCCAGGGAUACACAAUAAUAACUGCCCAGCCAGCCA
Molecule: messenger RNA, 2307 nt
Organism: Phacochoerus africanus (Common warthog)
Lineage: Eukaryota; Metazoa; Chordata; Mammalia; Artiodactyla; Suidae
Gene: SLC7A4
Product: solute carrier family 7 member 4
Exons: 5
Coding region: 150-2057 (635 amino acids)
Biological process (GO): transmembrane transport; amino acid transport
Cellular component (GO): plasma membrane
Molecular function (GO): amino acid transmembrane transporter activity
Source: RefSeq, a predicted model, not a curated record